This is a messenger RNA of Portunus trituberculatus (swimming crab), 1898 nucleotides long. RefSeq lists its product as uncharacterized. The record is from RefSeq and is a predicted model, not a curated record. The transcript has 4 exons. NCBI's taxonomy places the organism in Eukaryota, Metazoa, Arthropoda, Malacostraca, Decapoda, Portunidae. The coding region runs from base 593 to 1567 and encodes 324 amino acids.
AAGAGCCAGUCGUGAGCAUCGUGCGUUGGCUGCCUCUCGGUUUCACUCGCGACAUAGAAGUGGAGACGAGAACAAACCCUCCACGCCUGCCUUCCUUCCCGUGUCCCCUGUGCACCUGCAGCGGCAGCACACCUCCGCUUCACGCCGCUUAUUAUGAGACGGCUUUCCUCUCCCCUCCUUCCAUCCUUCAUCAACGCUACCUGCUACUGUUUCUUCCCCUCCUCCUCCUCCUCCUCCUCCUUUCUCUUAUUGCUUUCCUGCCUCCGUUCCUGCCUCCCUUCGAAGUGCAUUCAUCUCGUAAAGUGUCCCGGCACCCUUCAAGAAGAUUGCCUCCUCCUGUAUAACUUCUCGUCCUCGUCCCCGUCAGGCAGGUGUGAGUGAGCCGAGCACCCUCGACUCAUCCUGUGGCCAGUCACAGCUCAAGCUCAGCAACGGAAGGACGUCGCCGCUCCAUCUCCCUCGCGGUAUGAAUGAGAACCCUACCGGCUCAGUGAGAUAGCAACCUUCACCGCGCCAGCAAGUGUUCUCCCACGACUCGAGUGUUUCGAGCCCCGAUAUCCCCUUCGUGCAGACUUCCAGAGAGACGAGAACAAUGGCUGAUAUAAAUACAAUACAGCAAACGGACCCUGAGAUUGUCCCAGUCCCCGAGCAGACCCAGGACGGCGUGCCCCCAGUUUGCAAGUCGCGACUGUUUACGUGGCGCUUGCUGGGGGCGGUGCUGGCCCUCCUGGUGGUGUUGGGGUGGGUCUUCAUCAUCGUUAUGCUUAUACUUGAGGAAAAAUGGCAGCUAGUAUUGGUGGCGUGGCUCCUCCUCUACUCUGCAGCCCAUUUCUGCUACUGGUAUUGCAAGCGGCACAGCCUCCUCUCCCUCCGCAGACAGAAGUCCCACGUCAGUGCAGAGCAGAACUCAACUCCCCUGGCUUAUGCUGCGCUAUUGAGGAUGAAAAUCCGCCUGCGUGUACUGACCCGCAUCGGCGAGUCCAGCGAGAAGGUAGAUGACACGCCGCCCACUUACGACGAGGUGAUGGAUACGGAGGCGCCGCCCCCCGCCUACUUUACCGUCGUCGAAGAAACUCGGAAGGCUUCUGGUUCCUCCUCAUCCCUCGAUAGCACAUCCUUUCCAGCGAUGGGCGUGGCCACAGUCUCUGGCAUGGUGCACCAGGAUGCCGCUGCCACCGAGGCGAAAGAGUACCUGCAGCGCCCGCCGGCCUACCAGACGCCGAGGCACAUGAGGAAGAUUUCGCCGCGGAUAUUGCCCGGGGUGCAUCAGCUCCGUGCACCCACGGACUCCGCGGUCACAGCCACGGCAGCCGCCACAGCUAUCGCCACAGUGGCAGCCGCCGUCACUGCCACCACGCCCACCCAAGUCGUUGAUGAGACGGAGGCGCUGGAGGAGGAUCCGAUCCGAGGCCCUAUCGUGAGACACCUGAGAUCGACGACCAUCGCUACGUUGGAUGUGUCGUCGACCGAAGACGUGACUCCGUCAGUAACAAGAAGCGCCGCCGGCCACGAUGACGAGGAAAUUGACCUUCAGGCACCUACCACCGCCAUUCCAGGCUUUCCCUAGACUUCCAGUGCCAUGAACUAAAUUAUAUAAUAAAUUAUACAAACAUUGCGGGUGAUAACAUGUACAAACUAUUUGUACUGUGCAACGGUGUACAAAUUUAGUCGUCAUUGUCAUGAUUGUGAUCAUGCGCUCAAGGCCAUUCUUGUUACCAUUUAAUGUUAAGGUUAUUAUUGAUAAUGUUACUCUUUGUGUUGUUGCCUUGUUGUGGCGCCGCGCCUUCGCUGCGCCUUGUGAGCAAAGGUUCUGUGAUGCCUGUAUAUACAAUAUACUUAUUUGUAUUUUACUACCCUACAAAAGCUUCAUAAAAACUAUUAAAUAUGCAAAGAAGUUA